CCCUGGCCGCCCCUUUCCUCCGGAGGGUUGGGACAGCCAUGGCGGCUCCAGCGGCGCUGCAGAGGAGCGUGGUGGCCCCCGCGGGGAGACACACGGCUUCCGUCAUCUUCCUCCACGGCUCAGGUGGAUGAGUCCGACCGCAGAGCGGAAAGCAGGGGGCGCCACCGCGGAAGCCUCCCCAAGCUUCGCCAAUAAGGGAGUGGGCUGGUUGCGGUGCCAUUUCACAGCAAAGGCGCACAGAAAGGGGCGUAGGGAGAAGAGAGUUGGGUGUUUUCUAUAUACAGUACUGUCUUUUGCUCCUUUGUGCAAGGAAUCAUGGAGUUGUAGAGUUUGGAGGGGUCCCCCCGAGAGUCAUCUAGUCCAACCCUCAAAAAGGAAUCUCAAAAAGCAUCCAUGGCAGAUGGCCAUCCAAUCUUUGCUUAAAAACCUCCUGCCAGGUUCCAAGGGAGUGUCCACAGCUCUUCCUUGGAAAGAAAGGUUUCAGAAGUUCAAUCCAGCCUGAAAGGUGGUCUCAAUCCUGGACGAAUUGGCAGAGAUGGGGAUGCCCUCGGGUGGCACAUUGCUGGAUGAAAGUUGUGCCUAUGGUCAACGUUGCAGCAUGAAUUCAAAGCACAUCCGGUGCACAUUUAAAGCACGUGACUUCCCCCAGGGGAUCCUGGGGAUGGCCAUUUCCCCCUCACAGCUAAAACUCCCAGCACCCUAAGCAAGCUAGGGUUCCCAUGGUUCUUUGGGGGAAAUCGCAUGCUUUAAAUGAGCAUUGGAUGUGCUUCAAGUGCAUGGUGUAGAGCAUUACAUGUCAUUUUACAUCUGGGUGGUGAUCUUUUAAACUAGGGCUUGGGAAAUUGGCCAUUCUAGUGUUACCGGAAUCAGUCACCCAUCAGUCCCAGCCAGCAUAGCCAAUAUCCAGGAAUGACAGGAGCUGUAAUCCCAGCAGGAGGUGCAGGGCACCAGGUUCCCCAUUCUUUGUCUAUUGGCUUGUUUGUUUACAGAGAGAUUGGACAACAUUUUCCUGUGACUUCCUUAUUGCAAAACUAAAGCUAAAAACAAUAGUUCCAUUGGGGAAGCAGGUUUGUUGCUCAAGAGCUACAAAUCGCCUUUAAUUGCACAGCCGGAAUUAGACAGUAUAUAAUUGAAUCCCACCCGAAAUUAGUGACGAUCUGGAAGCGCACUUAGGGGGACAGGUCCGAUUGACAUUCUUCCUGUGGACUGGUAUCUCGCUCCACGGUGAUAUCUACUUCCUACCUACAACAGUACCAAAAGCAGUUGCACCUUAGAAGUUGCGUGCCUUCUGCAUUUCCAUUGCCUUUCAGUUUGCACUGAUUUUUAAGCUGAUUUUGGGGACGGACAGUAUGUGUGGACAGCACGUGCUCCACCUCAGAGUACUUUAGCGCCUGUGAAACUUUCAUCACCUUAGGGCUACCUUGUUUACCUGACCACAGGCAUGCUGAGAUUGUUAUUCCUCGGCAGGUGCUAUCCUCUUCCAGCCCUUUCAUUUGUAGUGUUUGCGUAGGUGGACUAGAUCAAAGGCUUUUAGAUGUGGUUUUAAAUAAACUUUUUUUUUUUACACAAAAAAAAGUGUGAAAGGGGUUAUAGCACUCUAAAGUUGUUUAAAAUGUUUUUACUACCUGAGUGUAAACUUGUGUUUAUAAGGGAUCGUUUUUCAUGGAAAUCGGGGGGGGGGGGGGCUGUAGUUGCGAGUACGAGGCCCAGAGACAACAUCUGUUCCUCAAGUGAAAAUUUAUUCAGAGUAUGAACUCUUGAGUCCCUUGUCUCAUACCCCCUUGCUGUGUAGAUUUCAGGAUGUUGCAGCUGAGGGGGAAAGAGGACCAAAGGAUGGGAUGGCACAGUAUCAGGCCAUGAGUCACUGCCAGAAGCAUUAUACCUCUGAAUGCCAAUUUCUGGAAAUCCCAAGUUAGGAAGACAGUGUUGUGUUCAGGUCCUGCCUGUCUGCUUCGCAUUGGUAUCAGGUUGGCCGCUGUGGAAGCAGAAGACCAACAAUAUUUGGAGGGCCAUGAAGGGUAGGCAAGGCUCUUACCCUGAACGUGCAACAACCAUAAAGAUUUGGUGCGCACCUUGGAAACUCCCAUUAAUAUAUCUUGAACACUGGCCUGGGGGAAUUUCAUAAUCUAUUGUUAAAUGAUAAGUUGGGAAAUGAAGCUGCAUGCUGGAUGACUCAGAAACUAUGGACUCUAUACCAAAGGAGGCAAUGAUGGCCAACCACUUGGAUGGUCAAUGAUCUGCAGUGGGCUAGGAACAAAGGUGAAAGCUGUUUCCUAGUUCUGCUGGAUCUCUCAGUGGCCUUUGAUACCAUCAACCAUAACAUCCUUCUGGACUGUCUACAGGGGUUGGGAGCUGGGGGCACUGCCAUACAGUUGUUCCGCUCCUUUCUCCUGGUCCGUGUCCAGAAAGUGGUGUUGGAAGAUGAGUGUUCAGACCCCUGGGCUCUCACUUGUGGGGUGCCUCAGGGUUCCGUCCUCUCCCCCAUGCUUUUCAACAUCUACAUGCAUCCGCUGGGAGAGAUCAUCAGGGGGUUUGGGCUGGGUGUUCAACAAUAUGUGGAUGAUACCCAGCUCUACCUCUCUUUUAAAUCAGAACCAGUGAGGACAGUGAAGGUCCUGUAUGAGUGUCUGGAGACGGUUGGAGGAUGGAUGGCAUCUAACAGACUGAGGUUGAAUCCUGACAAGACAGAAGUACUGUUCUUGGGGGACGGGGGGCAGGCUGGUGUGGAGGACUCCCUGGUCCUGAAUGGGCUAACUGCCCCUGAAGGACCAGGUGCACAGCCUGGGAAUCAUUUUGGACUCACAGCUGUCCAUGGAGGUGAAGGUCAGUUCUGUGUCCAGGGCAGCUGUUUACCAGCUCCAUCUGGUACACAGCCUGUGGACUGCCUCGCCAGUGGACUGCCUCUCCCGCUUGGACUGUGGACUGCCUCUCCCGCUUGGACUACUGCAAUGCUCCCUGCGUUGGGCUACUUUUGAAGGUGACUCGGAAACUGCAAUUAAUCCAGAAUGCGGCAGCUAGACUGGUGACUGGGAGUGGCCGCCAAUACCAUAUAGCACUGGUCCUGAAACACCUACAUUGGCUCCCAGUACGUUUCUAAGCACAAUUCAGAGUGUUGCUGCUGACCUUUAAAGCCCUAAACGGCCUCGGUCCUGUAUACCUGGAGGAGCGUCUUCACCCCAUCAUUCAGCCCAGACACUGAGGUCCAGCUCUGAGUGCCUUCUGGCUGUUCCCUCACUGCGAGAAGUGAGGUUACAGGGAACCAGGCAGAGGGCCUUCUUGAUGGUGGCACCCGCCCUGUGGAACACUCUCCCAUCAGAUGUCAAUAAGCAACUAUCUUACUUUUAGAAGACCUCUGAAGGCAGUCCUGUUUAGGGAAGCCUUUAAUGUGCUGUAUUGUGUUUUUAAUAUUCGCUUGGGAGCUGCCCAGAGUGGCUGGGGAAACCCAGCCAGAUGGGCGGGGUAUAAAUAAUAAUAAUAAUAAUAAUAAUAAUAAUAAUUAUUAGAUGGCUUCAGAAGAAGAUUGGACAGAUUCAUGGAGGAGGAGAGAGCUGUCAGUGGGUACUAGCCAUGAUGGCUGUGCUCUGCUUCCAUAGAUAGAAGCAGUCAUGCUGAUUACCAGUUGCUGGAAUCUUUUGGAGGGGAGACUGCUCUUGUGCCUGGGUCCCGCUUGCCCGUUUCCCACAAGCAUCUAAUAAAAAAAAUAUCAUUAUCUGGCUUGCCCCUGUGAGAGAAGGAUUCAGUGGGAGUAGAUGGUCCAUUGGCCUUACCUGGCAGGCUCCUCUUGUUAUGAAACAUUCUGACGAGAAGUUCAAAUACACAAACUUGUUAAGCUUUCUGGCUUGCCGUCCUUUCCCUUACAAUAUUUUUCUCCAAUAUACUCAUACAGUGGUGCCCCGCAAGACGAAUGCCUCGCAAGACGAAAAACUCGCUAGACGAAAGGGUUUUGCGUUUUUUGAGUCGUUCCGCAAGACGAAUUUCCCUAUGGGCUUGCUUCGCAAGACGAAACGUCUUGCGAGUUCCUGCGAGUUUAUUUCCUUUUUCUUAAAGCCGCUAAGCCGUUAAUAGCCGCUAAGCCGCUAAUAGCCGCUAAGCCGCUAAGCCGCUAAUAGCCGUGCUUCGCAAGACGAAAAAACCGCAAGACGAAGAGACUCGCGGAACGGAUUAAUUUCGUCUUGCGAGGCACCACUGUAGUUUAUAAUUGUUAUUCAUAAAAGAGGAGCUUUGGUUUCACCAAUUGGCAAAACUGGGAGACAAAAGUCAUCCAGCUAUCACAAAACCACAUGUGCUCACCUGGGAAUCUGUUUGGGGUAAUUUUUGGACAAUGUGACCCUGGCUUAUUUCCGUGGUUUGUUAACUGACGUUAAGGCAGCGUUCCCUGCUUCAGUUAUCUGGCUUAAUACAAGCCAGGAUCUUCGCACAAAAACUGAUCUAUAACAGGAGAAUGGGAAGGGCCCUGGGGGAGGAGUCUCGGCUCCAUAGCAUACGGAGCCUGGAAUGAUCACCUGAACUUGGUCACUGAGUGGUUAGUUAUCCUGAAAUCCAAUAAGGCUGAGCACCUUUGUCCAGAUGACGUUCUGUUUUUCUCUUGGAUAAUGCAAUUCUAUAUUUGUGUAUUACGAAGAACAAGGCCUGGCCUUUGGCAUUGUGUAGAUAUCUAAAGUAGCCUUUAUCUUUCUGUAUUACUUAGGUGAUACCGGCCAAGGAUUAAGAGACUGGAUCAAAGGGGUUUUGAGUCACGAUUUGUCUUUCCAGCAUAUAAAAGUCAUUUAUCCAACAGCUCCUGCCAGGUAUUUCUUUAAUGCAUUUUCAUACUAGCCUUCCUUUAUUGCCUUCUUUAAAAACAGUUUGUUAUUAAAGUUGUAACUAAUUGACAUAAAGGUUUGCAGAUAUGUCCUAAGUUGAAUUCGCAAAACUACUUUUCUCCAGAUAUGUUGUGACAUUCGCAUUUACCCCCAGUGUGAUGGCAAGUUGUAAGUAAGAUGUAUAAUGUGUUUAUUUGAUGACAGAGGUAGGCUUUGACUUCUGAUAUAUAACCACUUAAAGGAGGAGGGCAGAACACUCCACCUCUGCUCUUCAGUAUGUACUGGGUUUCUCAAUUAAUUAUCCCUCGGUAUGAAUAGCAAUACAGGUUCCCUAGUUGAUUGAUAAAUCCAGCAUCCUCCAUCUGAAAAAAAACACCAUAGUGCCAAAGCCUCCAGUGAGCAUAUAUGCAAGUGCUUUCUGAAGUGGAACAAUAAAGCUUUUUAUUCUUUAAAAAAAAUAAAAUUAGAACAAUUAUUUCAGGAUUUUGCAGUACAUGUAAUUGUGACUCCCCCCCCCACAUGUGCACAUGUGUAUACUACCCCCUAGAAAAGAAUAAAAAAUAAUACUUUCUAUAUUUGUUUUUAAAUAAAUGGCUCUUGUUAGGAUCUUUGGCUUUAGCACUCUCGCAAAUUGUCAACCCCAUUCACAUUUCCUGAGUUACCUGCAGUGAGUCUGAUGUCACUGUUUCCCAGAGAUCAGAGGAAGCCUUUCUAAAGCCAUUGUCCGUCCUUCCUUCCUUCCUUCCUUCCUUCAUCUCUCUCUCUCUCUUUAUUUUUGGGCUCUAAUGUACUGCUGCUGUUGAGACCUUUAUUAAUGAUGCUGAGGAAGGCAAGUCCAAUCAGGGUGAAUGGCAGAAAUAGCUAAUGCAGCAUAACACUCUGUGCGGUGCUUAGUUGGCUCUCGAAAUCUGUUUCUUUGACUCACUAAUUAAUUAAUCUGAAUUACUAGAAUUAACCUGAUUCCAUCUCCCUGGUGCCAGCAGGCCAGCUGUGCAACCCUAAGAUUUGUUGUGCCACUAAGUCAAUGAUUAGCAUAUAGAGCAUGCCAAUUGCAGCACAGGCAUCAAUUUGUGGGUGGGAAUAUUUUAGGUUUUGUGAUGCCAUGUUGCCAGGUCUGUGUGAAAAGUAGGCAGAGCCUUCUUUUUUCUUCUUUUUCUAAGCAAUGCAACCACAGCUCACUUUCAGCGACAAGGCCAGCAUGGCAGAGUUUGCCUGGAAAACUCAUCAACCAAUGUGAUAAACAUCUGUGGGGAAUACUUUAAGUAUAGGCUGUCUUCCCACAGUCAGAAUUUGGUGUAAAUCUGUGAUUCCCAAACUGUGCUAUGACAGGCAUACUUUUGUGCUGCAACAGGAACUAUAAGGUGCCUUGAAACAUUAACGGAGAGUCUUGUGGCCCCUUAAGGACUAACAGAUUGAAAAUUGCAUAUGCUUUUACGGACUACAGUCUGCUUCAUCAGAUGCAUGACAUGUUACCCUCGUGUGUGUGUGUGAGAGAGAGAUGUUAUACACACAUAAGACCCUGCUGAACCAGGCCAGCAGCCCGUCUAGUUCUCACAAUGGCCAAUCAGAUCCCACAGAGACCACCAAGAGGCCAGCCACACACACACACAAACCAUAGUGUAAAUGGGAGUGUAAAUAUUGGCAUCAGAAGGAAAGGAAGAGAAAUCCAGCUGUUAAUAAUAAUAAUAAUAAUAAUAAUAUUUAUGCCCCACCCAUCUGUCUGGGUUUCCCCAGCCACUCUGGGCGGCUCCCAACAGAAGACUAAAAACAGAAUAAAACUUCAAACAUUGAAAACUUCCCUAAACAGGGCCGCCUUCAGAUGUCUUCUGAAAGUCCAGUAGUUUUUUUCCUCUUUGACAUCGGGUGGUAGGGCGUUCCACAGGGCGGGUGCCACUACUGAGAAGGCCCUCUGCCUGGUUCCCUGUAACUUGGCUUCUCGCAGCAAGCGAACUGCCAGAAGGCCCUUGGAGCUGGACCUCAGUGUCCGGGCUGAACAAUGGAGGUGGAGACAUACUGGACCAAGGCCGUUUAGGGCUUUAAAGGUCAGCACCAACACUUUGAAUUGUGCUCGGAAACAUACUGGGGAGCCAAUGUAGGUCUUUCAAGACCGGUGUUAUAUGGUCUCAUUCACAAAAAGGCCGGCACUUGGUAACACAGGGAUUCUAGCAUGGGUAAGCCAAUUAACACAUGUAUUGUGUCCAUUGUGCUGAUUUAGGCCACAAGUGAUAGCAUUGAAGGAGCCACAAGAUUCGUGGGAUGGAGAAUCACACUUUUCCAUUCCUUCCUUCCAUGCAAGCAAUCCAGUCGGAACAACCUCUCCCCGCCCAUGCACUGUUCUCAGGGUUCUGCUGUUGCUGGGUCCAAAAGCCUCCAAGGACGUAGUGUGUUAGCCAGUGUUUACAUCUGACAUGAGGAAAUGUGCCCCUCUCCCCCCAUUAUCCCUGAUCCACCCCUGGGAUUGCUGGCUGCGGCUGAUGGGAAUUGAUAGUCGAUAACAACUUAAAGGGGAGCCUUCCCUCCCUCUGGUUUGCAUGCAGGAGGUGAAUUUAAGGGAUGUGUUUUUCGAAAGCAGAGUUCUAGAAGGUUCAUAGUUGUGGCCAAACGAUACUUUUGCAAACGCUGGCAAACUUACCGGCUGGGAAUUACGGUUUGCAUUUGCAUGAGUCAUUGAAUUAAGGGAGAUGUAGAAAUAACAACUGCAUCAACUUUCAGUGGUUAAAUAUAACUUCUAGCGUAAUCAAAGACAUGCUUACUCAGAAGCAAGCCCCACUAUGUUUAGUGAGGCUUUUUUGCAGGUAAAACUGCGUAAGAUUGCAAUCUUAAUCUUUUUUGUCUUUUCAGUCAUUGUGAGUAAAUGUGCUGUAACUGAAGUCGGGGCUUUAAAAAACACCAUGCACUGCCACGUCUGUCCAAGUGGUUUUUAAAAGCAAGCGGGGCAGACAUAGCUGCAAAUUUAUGUUUCAGCUGCUGGAAGUGUGACUUAAGCAUUUUGUUUUCUUUUGAAUGUCUAAAUUUGAACAGAAUACUGCUCCUUUUUUUGCUGUUGCCUUUCUGUUCAAUAGAAAGUGAUAGUUUAAAUUGGCAUUGUAGCAGCUAACGUGGUCAAGUUAAAAUUAUGUCGUCUCCACUUUUUUGAAAUAACUAUUCCAUACCUUUUUAUGUUUCCCUUCGGCAAAUCUAGGUCAAAGAAUCUUUGCGUUAUGUAGCAUUUCCUUCUUGAAAUUCUUCCUGCUGCAAAUCCAGAGUUAACCUAUCAGUAAACAGAGACACCCUGCAUGUGCUGUUUUCAAUAGCCAACAGAUAAGUUAUGUGCUUUUUAGGAUACAUUUUGCAAAGAAUUUUGAUCUCUUUUCAUUUGAGUAAAUAUUUGUGGAGCCCUGGAAAAUGGCAUUGCAGAGUAGUGUGGACUUUCCCCCUCCCCUGAGAUUACAAAGCAAUGCGGACUCCCACCCACCCCACCUUGAGCUUUUCAUAGGAGGUCCCUCGCUCCUUCUCUAGCCACGGUACAGAAUCUAUUAUUAUUAUUAUUAUUAUUAUUAUUAUUAAUGCCCCACCCAUCUGUCUGGGUUUCCCCAGCCACUCUGGGCAGCUCCCAACAGAAGACUAAAAACAGAAUAAAACUUCAAACAUUGAAAACUUCCCUAAACAGGGCUGCCUUCAGAUGUUUUCUAAAAGUCAGAUAGUUGUGGGAGGGCAUUCCACAGGGCGGGUGCCACCACUGAGAAGGCCCUCUGCCUGGUACCCUGUAACCACUUCUCACAUUGAAGGAACCAGAAAAAGACCCUUGGCGCUGGACCUCAGUGUCCGGACUGAACAAUGGACUUGGAGACAGUCCUUCAGGUAUACUGGGCCGAGGCCAUUUAGGGCUUUAAAGGUCAGCACCAACACUAGUUAGUUUGGCCCUGUUUCAAGUAUAUUGGCAGCUACUUGAUCCACAGUAGCUUUUUAAAAAUCAUAACUGGGCUGAAUCAGUAAAAUUGUGUCGGCAAGAUUCCACAGCAUAGUACCCACUCAGAUUCUCAAGCAAAUAUUUCAUUAAUUCCCAUCUCUGUUCACCAACCUCAACCAACACAGUCUGGUCUGAAUUGAGAUCUUUAUAGAUGUCUACAAGGGAGCCAGGGGUUCCUGUACUUUGGUUCUGUUUUGUGGUGCCAUCAAUGAAUCACAGGAGAAGUUCAAGUCUCUUUGCAUUUCUUUUCUACUGGAUCUAUUUGCUUUUGGCAAAUGGAUGGUUUUUUAGGCAGGCAGUGUUAGAGAGUUCACUUAUAGGAGUUGUAGUCAAACACUUGGAGGGCUAUGGGUUCUCAGUCAAUUGAGGCAAAACCUAAGCCCUGUUGGGCCCAGUUGUGCAAGAUUUCACUAGAGAUUUUAGAACUCUAUAUUGUGGGGACCUUACAAUUUGUCUCCUUAUUCAGAAUUGUGUUAUUUCUUGUCACAACCCAAGAAGCAAGAACUAUUUUCCUUGGUGUCUCUUUUGGAGGCUCCAUUCGUUUAUGAUUGUAUUCAGUACUUUUAUAACUGCAAGAUCAAGUGAUGACUUACAUGUGUGAAUGGACCAUACAGAGAGAAAAACCCAACAGCCGAUCAUCCAGGUAUACGGAAAUCAAGUAGAGUGAAAAAAGAGCCGUGUUUACACCGAUGUGUAAAUCAGUUCUUCCAGGAGGAAGCUAGUAAAACUAGCGCCAGGUGUACCUGAAUUCUUUCUCUUUGUCUUAGACAUUGUAGUUUUUGCUUCUGGAGGAUAUGCAGUAAAAAGAUUAAAAUGAUUGUAGUUGCACCAAGAUUCCCCAAGUGCAAGUACUGAGUCCUCCCUCCUCUCCUGGAGUCUUUUAGUUGCCCUUGGUUCAGGCAUUCACAGUGUAAUAUUCGGUGGAUUGCUAGCUUUUAAUAUUAUAGAUAUGUUUAUUGAAAAGUUUGGAUGCCUAGAUAGUCCCUGAGGAAUUUUGGAUUGCCAGCUUUAUCCCUGCAUAAAUAUAAACCUGAAAUGCAUUCUAGCUUAUACUUUAAAACCAAUCCGUUAAGUCUUGCAUCCUAAAUUUUCUGAAAGUUUGGAGCCAAAGAAGUGAUACAGGGGCAGGUUUAAAGUAUAUGGCUGUUUCUAGUAGAGGAAGACUUCUUUUUUGUCUUAGAAAUUAUUGUAAUCCUUUUUAAUGAUGUUUUGAGGUUUUGAAGUCGGCUUGGCUUUAUAGCAUAUGGACAUGGAAACUGGAAAACCUUACUGCAAAGCCUUAGGCGCAGAUUCAGGAAAGUAAUUAAGCAUAUGCAUCCAUCUUUGAUGGGUGAAGAACUAAAAUGGAUGAGAUCUUGGGCCAAGUGGUUAAAUCAACUCGCGUUGAAAUCGGGGACACUUUAAACAUUGUGUAACUUUGGUUGGGUUCUGCCCAGGGCUGAUGGAAGCAGGAGAAAUUUCAGCAGACGGCAUUUAUUACAAUGAAGAAGCAGAGCUGACAUUUUUAGAUUGUUAUUUUUGCAUGUGCACAUACAUUAAUCUGCUCUUCAGAGUGGUAGUGGAAAACGUUGGCAUCGGUGCUGAUGGCAAACGCUUCUUUUGCCAAUGGGAUGAGAGCCAAGAGACGUCAGGAGCUAGUACCAGCAGAUUAAUCCACACAAAGAGGGACGUCAAGAAAAGAAAAGAAACCUCUUUGUUCUGUUGUUGAAGGAAUGGCAUCUUUACUAUAGCCACGUCUACCCAGAUUUAGCACACACAGUUUGCAAGAAAAGGCUCUGCUGGCUGCUUCUUUUAAAAAAAAUAAUAAAAAGGUGCAGUGUUUGCUUCUCUGUACCAUCUGACAGCCUAAUUGCCCAUUAAAAUUAGGCUUCAGAUCCACACUGUAUCGUCCCUUACCUGACAAAUCUUUUAUUUUGCUGCUAAACUGGAUUGAUGGUCCUGGAACUAGGCUGGUUUCCAGAGCUUCUUGGAAGGAGUGAGCUACAAAUUCUUCUUUCUGUUACACUUAAAAAAAAAAAAAAAAGAUGAGAAGGGGACAGCACCCCCUGUUUAAGCACAUGCAUUCUGAACUAAACCUUCUCUUGCAUUCUGAUUUAGAAGAGCAGAUCAUAUGCAAAAGGGUCAGGCAGGGUACCAUUAGCGUUAAUGGAGGCAAAGGAUGCAGACUUUUGGAGGAAUGGCUGCACAUGUUAAAAAGAACAGGGGAGCUCUAUAUGAAAAGGGGAGUUCCAUAUGUGCAUUGUGGUAACUAUGAGCCAGUUGCGUUGGGUUAAUGAAGAUCAAAUCACACACAGUGGUGACAGGUCUUGGGUUAAAGUAUUUAUAAGCCACCUUUAACACAGGUUCCAUGCAUUUAACAUGGAAUAGUUUCAGUCGCAUGGAAAUAUGGGGAUGGAAAGUUUGUAAACCGCCUCCUUUAGUGGGAAGUUGCACUGCAAUUUCAAACCAAAGCCGUACCUGCAAGCUGUUACAAACCCCAUGGUCAACAAGUAUAAAUUCUGGUACAUCUGCAGUUCCUAAAUCAGGCCACCAGUUGUCAUUAAGGAGGAACCACAUUUACAGGUGCCAUUCAAGUCAUCUAUUGAAAAUGUUAAUCCAAAGGGAUGCAGUCCCAUAUAGGAAUGGGCCAAUAUGCACCAUGUAGGGAGCAACCAAGGAAAUAAUGAACAUGCACUGAAAAGUUGUAUUUAUUAUUCAUUAGAAUUUUUAUAUGCCACCUUUAAAGCAGAUGUUGCCAAUGGGAGCAUACAACAGAGUAAUUUGAGGGGGGGUUUUCUUUUUCCAUAAGAUUUUAUUGGAAGCUUUUUCACGAUAUAAUAAGAUAAAAUAAACUUAUCUAAAUAAAAACAGAGAAAGAGAAAAGAAAACACAGAGUCCUCUCUCAAAGGGAUUUCUUGACUCUCGUCUCACACAGAAAGUGGUAGACCCUCCCAGCUCUCACCUGGGAGCUUUCCUUCUCCCAAGUCUCUCAACCUGGGAGGUCUUCCCUUCCCUGUCUCUCACUCAGGAUCCUUCCAUCCAUUCACCACCUUCAUGUGCUGGUGUAAUCCUUGGACCCCCAAGGAUACAACAUGGCAAUUUGAUAUAAUCUAUGAAAACACAUUACAGUUUUGCUAUAAGCAGAAAGACAUGGUACACUUGGGGCUCUUUUUAAUCUCCUAGUUCUAAACUGAGAGAAUCGCAGAUAUCUAGUCUCCAAAGCAACCCAACAAUUCAAUAUGGUGGUGCUGUUGGUUGGUUGAUUUUAUACACUGGUCUUAAUGGUAUCACACACAGACAUACACAGCUCCACAUAUCGUAUAUCUUAAUACCAGGGCUGUCUGUGGUCCAGAUUACUGGAAGGGUUUAAAAAGCCAAAUAAAGAAUUUCUGUCGUAUGUUUUACAUUCAAAGUAAAUAUGGUCUUGUUCACCUUGUGGAAAUUUUCAUUAGGAAUGUGAUACAAACAACAAACUAAAUCCACCUGCUGUAGUCAUAGCUGUAAAGAGAACCUGAAGCCCAAUCUGGUCUGUGGCUCCAUCCAUUGGUCCAAGUUCUUGGUGUUAAGUAAAGCUUACUAUUCUACCCUAAAUCUCAGGCUUUCCCCUUGACUGCCUUUUUCACUCUGUAAGAUCGGAUGAGUUGUAACAACAAACCAAUCUAGGUACAAUUGCUUGGGGCAAUGGACUUCUUCUCUUACGCAGGCAUCCCUUCUUGACAUACAUUCCCUCCAAAUUACUAAGACAGCCACCCGUAAUUUGAGCCUUACCUGGGUGGCUGAGUGACAGCCAUCCAUCACCACCCCCACCCUGGCGCACAUGGAGAGGCCCUAGGGCGUAGCAUGGCUUCCUGAUUUCCAUGGCUAUAUAUUACAGUUUUCUUCUUACACCUUUUUCAUCGACUUUUCUUCCAGACCAUAUACACCGAUGAGAGGGUCCUUGUCCAACGUGUGGCAUGACAGAUAUAAGAUCUCUAAUGAUUGCCCGGAACAUAUUGAAACCAUUGACUCAAUGUGUCAAGCACUUACGAGUUUGAUUGAUGAUGAAGUUAAAAGCGGCAUUGGAAAGAACAGGAUACUCUUGGGUAAGAUUUAGAAAGAAGAAAAUAUUUGACAUUUGUAAGAGAGCUCAUCCUGUGAGUGGAGCCAAACCGGGGAAUGUGGUGAGUGGUUAUAGAGGCUUUGAGCAGCCAAGGAAUCCCUGAAUGCUUAGGUAGGGGUUGUGCUAAUGUCUUUUCGGUGCUAUCUUCAGCCAUUAUAGUUGGAAGCAAGUUCUGUUUCACCAGAGUUCGUAACAUGGAGGUUCUGUUGCAAAGAGGAGACCCAUCAUCUGCUUCAUUUGAGAUGGGUCUUUUGAAGAAAAUGGGGCAGGCAUAUGCUCUCUCUCUCUUGACACCACCUGACAUAGGUUUUCUUUGCAUCCCAGUUGGGAUAAGAAGCAGAGCAGUAGUUGGAACAGAUUCCAUCUUAUUAUCUGAAAAUGGGAAGUUCUGCUGUGCAGAACUCUGUUGAAAGAGCUAGCAACUGCACAAGAAUAACGCUAAUUUAUUUGGAAAGCACUCCAGGUUUUCCAGGCACAGUACAUAAGUUAAGAUUAAGAAAACAAUGCCGCCCCUGACUGAAGGCUUAACCUCCUAAUAGACAUAAUAAAAAAAGGGGAUAGGGAGGAAUGAGAUUCAACUGGAUGGCCCAAUUGCAAGGAGCAAGCUGGUGCCCAUGUGUUGGGUUUUCUUUGCUGCAUGCAACACCACACUUGUGGGAGGAAUGAGAUGCUGUGCCUGGGAGGCGGUAGAAGCACUGCUUCUGUUUCAGAGGAAUUGUGGCAAUGCAAGCCAGAAAUAGGUGAAAAGGCCUAAGUAAACACGCUGACUUUUUGUGGCUACCAAAGUUUAAUUGUGUGAUGGAAUGGCCACUGAGCAAAUUACCUCUGGGAAAAGAGGAGCUAAAUGGCCGUUUUUCCCCACACAGCAGGUGGAGAGGGCAGUGCUAGCUGCCUUCUCCCAUUCCUGCAUCAUGGUCAUCCCCUUCCACAGCUUUCAGUCAGUUUUGACGAGACUUGAGCAGGGCAACAUCCUUGUGGAUUGAGGCCAAUGUCGUCUAUCUCUUACACAGACUCUAUGGCUGCUCAAAUGCCUUCUAGACGAGGCUCAGAAAACACGUGAGAAAUUUGCACAAGAACCUAUUUUUGUGGAAAUACGUUUUACUUAGAAACUAUUGUUGCUCCUUAAUUAUUAUUAAAUUAUCCAGGAUCCCACCCCACCCCCCGAACUGGAUCCAGCACCAAAGCAAUUUGGGGAGGGGGUGGGCAGGACUAAUGUUUAGCUAGGUUUUAAUUAAAGACUGUGUCUUCUUCCCCCAUGAACCGAGAACAGGGGGCUCAAUCUUAGGGGUUACGCUUUGAGAGGAAGCUGCUUGUGAAGUAUUCAUUUAGACCAGGGCUUCCCAAACUUGGGUCUCCAGCUGUUUUUGGACUACAGUUCCCAUCAUCCCUGACCACUGGUCCUGCUAGCUAGGGAUGAUGGGAAUUGUAGUCCAAAACCAGCUGGAGACCCAAGUUUGGGAAACUCUGAUUUUGACCCUGCAGCCUAAACCAGGCUUCAAUUCACUAUUGUAGGGAUUUUUUAAAAAAGAGAUGAUAAUUUUUCCCCUUCAUUUAUGAAUCGCUUCUUAUGAAGCAUCUUGAAGCAAUGUCACAAUACAAUAACAAAAAUGCAAAUAUAAAAACUAUUUUGAAUCCCGUACGCUAGUGACUGGGGGGGUCACAAAAACUAAGUGCAAAGCUGAUUUGACAGGAGUAAAUCAAUCAUUUAAUUUUUCCAAAGUUCAAACCAUGUGCAAGGCAGCUUACAACAUAUAAAAAAUUACAUAACCACCAACAUAACAAAACUAGUCAUAAACAGUAAACAAAACGUCAAAAAAUAUAAACUGGAAAAUUUCCACAUAAAUCAUAAGAUCCAAAAUAAAGAUGUAAAAAAUUAACAUCAACAAUGUUAUAAAUGUGAGGGUAUGUGGUAUAGAGGCAGAAGGAAGUUAAUGUCCAGCUUUUUCCAAGCAAACGCCACUAGCAGACCUAGCAAAGGACAGACAAGUGAUUCUUUAACAUUACACGGCAUUCUACCCUAUUUCAUUUAUGAACUGCCCUCCAUUGCAUAGCAAUCCCAGAGUAGUUUCCAGUAAAAUGGUUACAACACAAUACAAUCAGUACAUCAGAAUACUAUUAAGGGGCUAUCCAGGAUUUUACCAGGGCUAUCCCAGUGCUUUGGGGAAGGGAUGAUGAAGCAAAGUGAAUGUUCCACCAGUGCAAGGAUUUCUGCUUGAGCCAAAGAACGUUCUCCCCAUCCAUGCCCCCUAAAUUGGUUUGAAGUGAGACCCCUAACACUUUAGGGGAGCAGAUUUGGGGAGGGUGUGGGGCACGCAGAGGAAAGAUGGGGAAAGUAAAUCUGGGCACUGAUGGGACCUAUGGAUAGAAUACAGCCCAUAGCUUGACAACAUACUAUGCCCUCUCUUUGUGUGUGAUUGCUCACAUGAGGAAAAAGUUCUCUUCACAUUUGAGUGAAAUUGGUGUUGAGAGCACACCAAUGAAUAAUCCAAUAUUGAGAAAAUUUGCUUUUAAUGUGGGAAUGUCUAAAAUCCCAUCCAGAUGCCACCAAGAUCCUGAACGAUGGAGCCAAAAUACUCCUUGCCUGUUUUCUUUCUGGAUCUGGCCACUCCCUGCUCUUUGAAGGGCCCUGUUUGCCUUGCCUUGGUGGCUCCUUGCCCUGGCUUGUGGAAAAUGGUCCACAGAGUCUGUUUGAUCUGGUUUCGCCAUUUUACCUGCUGACACUGAAGCAUAUGAAGAGGAGCAGGUGUCUUCCAUAGGGCCGGCUGGGAGGGCAGCUACACACAGCACAUUGCACCGAGGCCCAGAAAAACAAGGCUCUUCUGGAGAGACAUUUUCUGUCUGGAAAUUCACUUUUGGGAGAAUAUGUUUUUGCGUGGAACCGCUCCGCUUCACAGAGAUGGCUGAGCUGACUGGUGGCUGCCCAAGGAAAACUUCCUUUUGAGCUAUUUAAAAAGAGCAGGUGAAUUACCACACCAUUUUUAAAAAUAAGAAUAAAGUAUUGCAGUGAGUACAUCUUGUAUCUUAAGAUCUCAUCUUUUUUUUUACAUAAGUGACAAUAUAAUAACUCUGUAAUUCAACUGGUAAGCAUCAUUUCAAUAACUCAACUAGAGCCAAGCUUUCUCUUGGUUUAAUAAUUGUCACUUUUUCCAUUUUCAACAACCUGCCAGUUUUUAAGCAUCGAUUCUUUUUUGUCUGUUUAAAUACGUUACGCUAAUGCACAUUAAGUUCAUUCUCUGUGCAUACGGUGAACAGACCAUAGCUCAAUGCAGAGCACAUGCUUUGAGUGCAAAAGGCCUCAGGUUCAACCCCUGACACCCACGGUUUGUUUGCAUUUUCAAAGGAUCACAAAGUACCGUAUUUUUUGCUCUAUAAGACUCACUUUUUCCCUCCUAAAAAGUAAGGGGAAAUGUGUGUGCGUCUUAUGGAGUGAAUGCACACUGUGCAGCUAUCCCAGAAGCCAGAACAGCAAGAGGGAUCGCUGCUUUCACUGCGCAGCGAUCCCUCUUGCUGUUCUGGCCUCUGAGACUCAGAAUAUUUUUUUUCUUGUUUUCCUCCUCCAAAAACUAGGUGCGUCUUGUGGUCUGGUGCGUCUUAUAGAGCGAAAAAUACGGUAGUUGUCAUGAAAGACCUCUGAGACCCCAGAGAUCUGCUCCUAGUCAGAGAAGAAUAUAAGAAUACACUGGACAAUAGAUGAGCAGAUAAUCUCAUCUUCGUGCAUACCAAGUCAUAGGUUUGCCCAUUCCAAAUUACGUCAUGGGCAACUAGUCACUCUUAAUAACUGAUGGCCCUGGAUAUGACUAUUGGUUGGUUAAUUGGUUGGAAUGUUCCCUAGUGUUUCUUGGUUUGUUUUCUUUUUGUUUACCUAGGUAUUUGGAGAUUUUAAGUUUGGCCUCACUGUAGUUUUGCUUGUUUCAAUCAUGUAAGAAUUGUUAAAUGUGUUGUUUCUUGGAUCUGUUGCUAUGAUUUUGUUAUUUUUGCAUAUUGCAUUUUCACAGUUCAUCUUUAUUACUUUGUUCCCCAUUCUGGGAAAAUAUUCCAUUGUGGCUCACCAGAUGUUACUGAACUCCCAUCAUCCCUGACCAUUGGCCAUGCUAGAUGGGAUGAUGGGAGUUGGAGUCCAACAACAUUUGAAAGGCCACAAAUUCCCUAUCUCCAUUUGUGUCAUAUAUUGCAGGAUCGGGUGCAAGCUGCAGUUUUUACCUCUGCUGCACUGGCAGUGGAGUAAAACCAUAUAUGAUUUUUAGUUUUCUUUCUCAAAGUCUUUGCUUCCUCUCUUGUAGUUUUCUCAGGACCAUUUUUUCUCUCUCCCUUAUUUCUUCCUUCUACGAGUUUGGUACGCCACAGAAAUGCUGAUCCAAGCCAAUGGGUUCCUGCCACCUGUAGUCACUUUCAUAAGCAGCCAAUGAAAAUAAACCUUCUGUGACAGAGCCGUAGACUCGACAGAACGCCAAGGAAUACAUGCAUGGUUUUUGACCCCUUGUUUCAUUACAAUAACACAGGACACACAACUACUUUCUUGUUGAUUGCUAGGCUUCUUCCGUAGCUACCGAGCCAUGGGAGAAGGAAUAUGAAAGUUGCCGUGUUUCCUAUAAAUAUUGGCAUAUUCAUUGGUUUCUGGGUCUGGACAGGAUGACGAAGAAGAAUGAGAAAGGGUACUGUCAGUUACUGAAUAACACCCUGCACUGAACUCGUUGAAAUAACUUGACUGGGGCAACUGCUCUGCUUAGCUGCUCUGUGCCAAAUGCCCCCAUAUGUUAUGUGUGGCCAAUUUCAGACUUAAAUGGCAACCACUGUAUUUCUGCUGCAAGUGUAUGCACAGUAAACUUGCUCACUUCAGUAAGAUUUAAGCAGCAUCACUGUGCCAGGAUUGUAGUCACAGCCAAGUUUCAAGGCACCAUGUUCUGUUGUUUUUUGCCACAAGCAACCUACCACAUAUAACUGAGAUGAUUAAACAAACCUUGUAUGUCUCAGUCUGUAUAGUAUUACAGUGACGUCAUUGGACAGACAUAUUUUGUCCAUCCAGUGAAGUGUUAUUGUUAGAGAGGGAAGAGAAUUUUGUUUGGUCCACAAGGCAUUUUUUUAAAAGAAGGCUUCUCCUGACAUGUAAUGCAAUCAUAUAAGGAAUAUCAAUUUUAUUUAUGAUGAAAUUGUUUUGCUGGUUUUGGAACUUGUAGGGAUGGUUUUCUUGUGUUUCAGGGUGUGUUGAAUUGUUUUUAUUGUUUUCAGAGCUUGUGUUUUUCUGUUUUAUUAUGUUUUUUGAUUGUACACUGCAUUGAUGGCUUUAUGCUGUAAAGUGGGCUCUAAAUUUGUUUAAUAAUAAGAAGCAAACUGAUCUAAUAUGCAGUUCCUGGACUAAUAUAUACACUGAUCAGAAUGUAAUUAUCCUUAAUAUACCACGUAAUGACCAGAAGCCACUUGGGCAUUAAGUAGCAAAUACAUACAUCUCCAAAUUUUGCAAUAGAGCUCAUGGCUCAAAACAAACAAACAAACUUAGCAAAAUACAUAACAAAUGUGAGUUUAUCGGGAAGACAUUUAGCAGUGAGUGCAUUGAGAUAACCUAUGAUAACAUGUGUAUUUAAAAGCAAAUUUAAGAAUUACUUUUAAAACGCUAUAGAUUUCUGCAGAAACAGUAUGAAAUGGACUAUAAAAUGAAACAUACAAAAUUGGCACUGACAAGUCCAUUUCAUACAUCCCUAGUUAUUGAAAUAUACAUUUUAUUUUUAGAUUUCACUUUAGACAUUGAAAAUUGGCCCCAAAACUCCCUUGUUAUGACUGUGCCAUCCGUCUUAUGCUCAACACAAGCUUAUGCAGGACUAGUGUAGGUUUUCAUGGUAAGAAUGGUGCUUUGAAAUCACAGCAUUUUCCCUUCAAUGAAACCCACUGUUUCCAGAUCAGGGGCCUGCAAAGCUUUCCCUCUCUGUAAUUCUCCUGGGUACCAUGUUUUUCUGAGUAAUAAACUGCAGGCUUCCCACUACAAAACCAAAUUUCAACAAACCAACUUCUGGCAUUCAGGUUUUUUCCUGAAUAGCAGGAACCACAUGAAAGCUGUAAGCUUUUCUGUCCUCACAGAAGGUGACUGCAUUAUCAGGCGCUGCCAGUGAGUAAUUCCAGGUUGCUUUGUGAGCUCCAGUGUAAGUGAAUUUUAAAAAGAAAAGAAAUGGAGAGAGAGAAAUUGUGAUCCUGUAUACACUUAGCUUAGAGCCAGGCCAAUUGAUAUCGGGGGGGACUUAAUUCUGGAUACACAUGCAAAGGAUUCUGCUGCAAAUCAUUUCCAAAUUCAGAAUGAGCUUUCAGUGUGCUCCAUGUUGCCUCUGAAUUCUGAAACAUCCAAAUGUAUUUAGUUUUAUGUAUGCACCCUAUGCACCAGCGUCUGACCAUAAAUAUGCAUCUAUUAAUACAGAGCGAAACUUGUCCACUGUAUUUUUACAAGUGUUGCGGUGAUGGCAUCAUUCGCUGGAGGGCAUAAGGAAAUAAGUAGAGGACUCGUGAGCAGUUAUUUCUUUUUGAAAAAAGAACAAAGUGUGUAAUAGUCGUUCAUACCUACAUUUUCAUAGCAGACUUGUUCUUUCAGAAGAUACCUGGAGAUUUUCUACUACAGCAUUCAUGAGACAAAUGGGAAGCAGUUUUGGGGGGAUUUUUUGUUGCAAUCCCUGUAUGUUUACCUGAGUGUUAAGUCCUGUUGAACUCCGUGGGAUUUAUUUCCACAUAUAAGUGCACAAGAUUGCACUUUUACACUGCAGAUCUUUGUAUAUUUGCCUUGGUUAACAUAGUGGGUGCCACUUCUUUGGGUUCCCAUGAUUUCAAGUCAUGGGUUUGAAAGGGUUGGUUUUUUCGUCCUGCUGCUUUUCCCCGGGGAAACCUGCUGUUUACCUCUUUAGGUUUUCUGCAGAUUGACGUCCGUUCUGAUCCAGCAGUAAAUGUCCAUUCUGAUCCAGCAGAGAGCCAGUGUGGUGUAGUGGUUAAGAGCAAUGGACUCGUAAUCUGGUGAACCGGGUUCGCUUCCCCGCUCCUCCACAUGCAGCUGCUGGGUGACCUUGGGCCAGUCACACUUCUCUGAAGUCUCUCAGCCCCACUCACCUCACAGAGUGUUUGUUGUGGGGGAGGAAGAGAAAGGAGAAUGUUAGCCGCUUUGAGACUCCUUAAAGGGAGUGAAAGGCGGGAUAUCAAAUCCAAACUCUUCUUCUCUUCUUCUUCUUCUUCUAAACCGUUGGCUUUCCCAGGGAAAUUAGCAGGGCAAAUGAAGAACCUCUCAGACUUGUGCCUAGAACCCAUGGGACAAGCAGUAUAAAACAUUGACCACACAGACGUGUGGAUGAACCCUCAGUAAGCCUCCAUAGAAUUGCACUGCUAGAUUCCGGUUUGGUCUUCAUAAUUCACCAUGACAUGGAAGGGAAUUUGUGGCCAUCCAGAGGUUGACUCAAGCUCCCAUCAUCCCUGACCAUUGACCAUGCUGGCUGGGGCUGAUGGGAAUUGGAGUCUAGCGGCAUCUAAAAGAUCACAUUUUCCCCUUCUCAUGCUUUGAGAAGCCACAAAAAAGAGGGGGCACCAAGUAAACCAGAAGUCUAAUUGAUUUGUCUAAAAGUAUGAAUAGUCCCUUGGAAUCCCUGUUCAACUGAAACUAUACAGUCCUUAUAUACAGUGAAAUAUAUUGUGGGGUAGAGAUUGGUUAAAAAUAAAAAGUGUUCAUCGCAGUCAAUAUGGACUGGGCUGCACAGACAUUUGGCAGGCCUUUUUCCUUUGUGAACAAAGGUACAGUCUGUACAACUUGAUUAAGUUUUAGCUUGCUCAAAAGUGUUUCCUACAGGGUACUGGAAAGCAGAAAGUCAUCACUGAAAGCAUUUCUGAUAGUUUCUCAGAGCUUUGAAUGUUUGCUUUAACAUUGUUUUUCCCCUUAAAAAUCCAUAGGUGGUUUUUCAAUGGGAGGAGGCAUGGCGAUGCAGUUAGCCUAUAGGUACCACCAAGAUGUAGCUGGAGUGUUUGCUCUUUCAAGCUUCCUCAGCAAGACCUCUGCUGUUUACCAGGUGGGUACCGAACUCUUUGCUAACUGUUUGUCCCAUUGUGGCCAUUUAAAAUCUCAAAAGGUUGUGCCAGAGUGUAAACCACCCCACCCCCCAAUUAAGUGGCAGGGAACCUGUACACUCCCUUUUCAAUAUCUUUUAGUUUAGCAAAGAUAAUGAUUACUCAUUAGUCUCAGCUUUAAAGCUAAGAUCUCUGAUACACUUUACUAAUCACAGUAAACAAUGACGGGCUUAGAUGGACCAAUGGUCUGAAAGUAGAAAGCAGUGGGCAAUUGCUUAUUGAUCUUUCUGCAGUUCCUUACACUUGCUGGAUAUUCCAUGCACUCACUAAUCUAGGUGGAUCACUGGGUAUCCACUGUAAAAUAUCUCCCUUCUCUUCUCUAUUAUGGUAGCAACACAGAUGUCUCCUUUGCUAACAGGCGCUGAAGAAAAUUGAAAGGGAACCACCAGAGUUAUUUCAGUGCCAUGGAACUGCUGAUGAACUGGUUCUGUAUUCGUGGGGUGAAGAAACCAACAAGAUGUUGAAAUCCCUGGGAGUAGCGACUACGUUUCUGAGCUUGCCAAACCUUUAUCAUGAACUAAACAAAAGUGAGCUGGACAAACUGCAAGCUUGGAUUUUGAAGAAAUUGCCAGAGUAACCAUGAACAAUAAAUGAAAGUAUAUAUAGAAAAGAAAUGCCAUGGAAUUUUCUGUGCUCUGUGGCUUUCAACCAUGUAAUAUGAUUAUUUCCUAUUAAUAGACAUAAUUCAUUUUUUUCACAGAUAUUCAAAUGAAAAUAUUAAAAACUCACAGAAAAGUAAGUUGCCAUAAAUUUCUUGAGUUUUAUCUGUUUAAUUUCCCAGGUCUUGGUUGUGCCUACGAUUUGUAUAUUUAUUAAAAAGGAUGAAAUAGAAUUAUCAACCACUAGCAGGAUCUCAUCUCAAUAUGACGGGUAGCCUGCAAAGUCCAGAAACUUGACUUGGUGGCUCUGUGGUCUAAACCACUAAGCUUCUUGGGCUUGCCAAUCAGAAGGUCGGCAGUUCGAAUCCCUGUGACGGGGUGAGCUCCUGUUGCUCUGUCCCAGCUCCUGCCAAUCUAGCAAUUCGAAAGCACACUAGUGGAAGUAGAUAAAUAGGUACCACUGCAGCAGGAAGGUGAACGGCAUUUCCGUGUGCACGUUGUGGUUCCGUUGUGCCAGAAGAGGAUUAGUCAUGAUGACCAUAUGACCUGGAAAACUGUCUGUGGACAAAUGCUGGCUCCCUCGGCCUGAAAGCGAGAUGAGCGCUGCACCCUAUAGUCGCCUGUGACUGGACUUAACUGUCCAGGGGUCCUUUACCUUACCUUUAUCUUACUGUAUCUAUGAAUUGAUUUUAUUACUAAUGGUAAUAGACGAUUAUGUCUCAGGCAAAUAAUUAUUUAACAGAACACACAAACACAAUGCAAACAGAUCUUCAAGCUCACUUUAAAAGCAGUUUGCCAUGGAGCAUUGGGCAGGUAUUGAACAAGCUUUUUGGAGUAUUAAAAUAGUUUUGAUCAUGACCUAAAUCUCCCAGGUUGCAAUCCUAUGCAAAGCAGUUGGGCUUUGUUCUGUGCAUAGAUUUGCAGAGGAUUGCAUUCUGCCAAAAUGGACUUAUGAAAUCCAUUGAUCCUGAAGCUUGCUGAAAUUGUUUUCUAAAUAUGUUGUAUGCUUUUUCUCCAUGAACUGAAGCUGAAAGAGAGGGAGCCACUUUCAUACAGCUUUUCAGUGAUCACUUCAGAACCUAGCAAAAGUUCAUUCAGAAGCACAAUAAAUAAUUAGUCAAUGUCCUUUACUGUUUAAAAGUAACUUUUUUUUUCUAGGGGCCUUUUUUAAACCAAUAUAUCAUGUAGCCUCUCAUUUCGGUCUUUAAGAGUUGAAGGCCGUUUGGCAAAUCUAAAUGAAACAAAUGAGUGGGCUUAAGCCGUCCGUUUCAUGAUACCUUCUGGAGCUGCCACUUACGUUGGCAAGGUACAUAAUUCAGCAAGCAAAUGAAAACAGCUUCAAAUUAGGCUUGAAUUCUCCUGGGUUCUGUAAAGGUUUUCUGUUCUGCUUGGAAACAAAGUUUGGUGGUAGUUGGUUUUUUUUCUUUAAAAAAAAAAAUCUUCCACCAUUAUAGAUUGUUUUUAAAAGAGGGCUGCAAUUCAUGAAUAGAUUAGUGCUUUGAACAGCAAUGCUUCCUAACUAAUUGACUUGUGGCUGCAGACAGCUGGAGCCAGAGAACAAUUACAGGCAAGACUGAAACCAGCUGAUCAAGCCUAAAAUUAUUGGUAACAAAACUGGAAUGCCCAAGAGGUUGUGGAGUUAAAUUAGUCUCCCCUAUUAAACCAUCUGACAGUCAAGUGGUUUUAAAAGAAAGAACGGAAAUAGACCUUGGAUCCUUUAAUAACUUCAUUCAGGGAAGGAAAAGGAUGGGGGGAGAGCUGGAUUUGUGGAUUGAAGCGAGAGAUGUAUGAAAAAGACUGGAUGUGCUUGAGCUAAUUAAUUUAUUAAAGUGGGGUGGGGUGGGGGGUUUCUAUCAGUUUGAACCACCCUGCAAGAGAUGCAGUUAAAACAAACAACAUCAAGUCAGUAUUUAUUUAGUAUAUUUCUAACUUGUCCUUCAUGGUUAAGAUUACAGGGUAGGCUAUGAUGCAAAUUACAACUGCAAAGGUGUUUAGACACUACAGUGGUACCUCAGGUUACAUACACUUCAGGUUACAUACGCUUCAGGUUAAAGACUCUGCUAACCCAGAAAUAGUACCUCGGGUUAAGAACUUUGCUUCAGAAUGAGAACAGAAAUCGUGCUCCGGUGGUGCAGCGGCAGCAGGAGGCCCCAUUAGCCAAAGUGGUGCUUCAGGUUAAGAACAGACCUCCAGAAUGAAUUAAGUACUUAACCUGAGGUACCACUGUACAAUGAAUCAGCCAUAAACUGAUUUACAAAAAGAUCAAAAGAAGAGUGUGAACUUUAACAUUACAAAAUUCAUGAAGACCCUGUGAACUGCCAACGUGGGUGACUUACUCCCUUGUAUUUAUUGAUUUACCUCUUAUUUAUUAAUUUACCAAGCACCAGCUAAGGAGGCCAGCCUCUGGGAAGCCUGCAGACCAGCCACAAAGGCAACAGCCCACUCCCCUAUCCUUGCCAGCAACUGGUGUUAGCAUGCAGUCUGUGAAUCCACAGGUCCCAUAAAGCCUAGCCACCAUGACUGUUAGUCAUUAUCCUCCGUGAAUUUCUCUAAUCCCCUUUUAAGCUAAUGGUUACCAUCAUAUCUUGUAGCAGUGAAUUCUAUGCAUUAAUAUGUUAUGUAGAGAAAGAGCUGUGGAAGAAGAGAUGUGAGGAAAAGGAAGGCAGAAGAGGGGAUGGAGUGUCUCUGCGUUUCUGUCUUUCUGUAAACAAAGUGGCACUCUCCACGGACAAUAGGGUUGCCAUAUUUCAAAAAGUGAAAAUCCAGAUAGUUGGUCAUGCUAGGGAAUGUAUUCAGAAGGGACUCAGUAACGGUGUCCUAUAAGCCAGGUAAUGAAAUUCCUGCUAAUGUAUUGUCCAAGAUUGUAUCAAGGGAUCAACACUGUACCUAUGUGCAGAAGUUGGGUUUGUACUGAUACUGUACGAACACGCUGCCCAGUGAUGUUCACAGAAAGGGGGAGGAUGUUGGUUUCUGAUUUCCCUCACUGAGCAGCAACUGCAGUCACAAGACAUUGUUUUACAUUCCACAGUCUGUACUGUUGGAGUUUCUCACGGGAAAGGGAGACUGGAUGUGACGUACACUGGUUUCCUGUUUUUCUCUGUGUGAGUCUCUCCAAGCUGUCGAGGAGAGAGGAUGCAUUUUUCUGCUCCUGCAGAGGCAAGAUGUCUUUCUGUAAUAUACCAGCUUUGAACUGUAAAUAAAGCAAUUUAGAGUAUGUAGCACGUAUUACUCAUCCUUCCGCUGGGCACGACAGGCUCUGCUUUAAAUCAACAGUUUAGCACUUUUUUUGGCAAAGUUGUUGGGCUUUUUUGGCAAAAUCUCAAUAAAAUAAAAUGAGUUUUUGAGCUAUUUUUAUUUUAUUUGACCUCUUCCAACAUGGGCUACUAUACGUCCGGAUUUUCCCAGACGUUUCUGCCAUUUCCACCCUGAAGUAUCCAUGAAAAUCCUUACAUAUGGCAACCCUAAAUUGUACAAUAGAGAGGAAUUGGCAGGCUAAGCUCCAGGACUUGCAGGGCAAAACAUCUGGGGGAUUGGGGGGGGAAGGGGGGACCUAUAGAGUUAAAACCAGGGCUUUUUUUCAGCUGGAACUUAGAAGAACUCAGUUCUGGCACCUCUCAGGUGGGGAACCAUUGCCAUUCUAAGAGAACGAGGAAGGUGUUCAUGGUGAGUUUCUAGAAAAAUAGCACUGGUUAAAACCCUCCAAAAUAGCUCCAUGGGCCUGGAACACUGGCUGAAGGAAAGCAGAGGAUGUUAGGAUAUUUCCGUUCCACCUUAAAAGGGAGCAGGCUUUGUGAGUCAGAGUCUGCGCAUGUCCUGUUCACAGGAUGUUUAUGUUUGCUACUGCUUUCGUUUCUCUCUCUAUGUCGGAGACACUGACGCAGGCAGUCAUGUCUUUCUUUGUUCUGAUCAACGCUGAAUAAAACUUGUAAAUAAUGCUCUCCUGAGUGCGACUUUUGCUGUGACUAUCUGCUGAUAGAGUGUGCAUGAGCUCUGGAAUGUGGCAAGAUAUUUUCUAGAAACUCAUGUCACUAAUUGCUGAUACUGCGUGCCUACGGGAGAUCGAUGGAUCGCCCGGCAGACGGCUUGGGGCCAUGAUGGACUUUGUCUCCCUGGCAGUAUCCCAACAGAGGACAGGGUUUUUUGUUACUUAUUUUUACAUAAUAUAUCUCACCUUUUCCUCGAAGGAGCUUAAGGUGGCAUGCACAGUUCUCCUGCUUCUCCAUUUCACCCUCAUAACAACCUGGGGAGGUUGGUAAGGCUGAGAGGCAAUGACUGGCCCAAGGUCACCCAGGGAACUUCAUGGCCAAGUGGGGAUUUCACCCCUGGUCUCCCAGGUCUUAGUCCAGCAUCCCAGCAUCACACUGUCUCUCUUAACUCACUCCUCACCCCUACACCCCACUGGGAUUGGGGUUGGAAUGGAGAUUCCUGGAACAGGGCAUAGCUGGCAGCUCAAAACACUGAGCAGCCCCCUCUUGUGCCCCAUUAGCUAGCCAAAUGUUGUUUGUCUUGGUCUAGUUUUUGAACUUAUUUCAACCAAAGCAGGAUGGUACGAUGGGUUCACCACGUAGGGAUUUUUUUUAAACAAGGUACUCUGUUUGUGUUACAUAACUGAGUGUUGACUUACCUUCAGAAGUCGGAGCCGUGUUGAUGAUACAACGAUGAUAUCAGAAUUAUUCCAAAGGCCAAAACACAUUUGUGCUGACAAAAAGUGAAAAAGAAAAGAUGAUAGGCAAACCUUCUGUAAAUGCCUCAUGAAAUCAUCCUUGGCUCUUUCUCGGUUCAUUUUUUCUUUUUUUAAAGAAAGAAGAAAGUGGAUGCUUCUGUAAGCAAAAUAUGAAAGCUUCUAAAGGGCUGGCUGGGCUGCCUUGAGAAUGGCAAGCUUUUCCUUGCUGUGAAAACAAAUGUUCUGAAAGUGUCUUUGAUUAAUGCCAGACUAUUGCCAUCUCUAAUCUUCUUCAUAUGGUAGGGAAGAACUUGUGAUCUUGUCGUCAGGGCUACAUUACCGCAUUUGUUAUGAUCGCUGUAGGUAAUUCAUAAAUGGCUCUUGCUUUUCAUAUUGAAAACUCAUUUUUCAGGUUGUUCGUUCAAAUUAUGAAGUAAUAAGUCAACCUAAUCAAACCAUUACACAGGAAGAUGCAGGGCAAAAGACAGCAGAAUCUGCCCAGCUGGCUUAACUGAGAUUGCAUCUUUCACCGCUGACUUCAGGCAUAUUUUCCAUUGCCUGCCCACUCUGGAAAACAGAGAGCAUCUCAGAACCUCUGACAUCACUUUAUGGAUUUUGCAAAAAUGCACAUUUCCCAAUCUCCUUUCACAGUUUGCGCAUGCAGGAUAAGUAGAUGCAAAUAGGCACAUUCAUGCAUGCGCACAGUCUCAACCAUUCCAUCAAAAAAAACUGGGAUAAAUUGUUGCAUUCUAUGUUCUUCACAUAUCUAAUUGUGAUAUUUCUCAUCCCCAGCAGAACAGAUACAAGGGAGGAUCUUCUUGGCCAGCGCCACAAUGGGAAGAAUAUUAAAGCACCUCUUUCACUCACAAUAGUGUUGUAUUUUAAAAGUGAGGUAUAUUGAGUUAAAUUUCAAAUGGGAACCAGUGUUUCAGAGAAGCCCCUGAUGGCCUGCUUGUGUAAAAUGGGUGGCUCGGAUUACAGAACAUCUACAGAAAGACUCUGUUGCUGCUGCAGGAACUUGCUGCUGAUCUGCCAUCUCAUAAUAAAAAUGGACUGAGCAAGUGUACCACAGUGGCUGAUAUAGUGCAUAGAAGUAGGCACUUCCCAGCUAUAAUAAAAAAGGUCUGUUUGUCCACUAGCCUCUCCCAGCAAUGAGCACAUUCAAUCCGUAGGAGAGUGAGAUUCUAGGAUUCUAUCCCUGCUUGGACAAUUAAGGUAUCGUAGGCAUACCCUAGGAAAGUUCAACCUGAAAGCAGUGGUUUAAAAUGUUGGCUAAGAACUGGGAAGACUUAAGUUUCAAAUCUCCACUCAUUCAUGAAAUGUCCUGGG
Molecule: messenger RNA, 27499 nt
Organism: Podarcis lilfordi (Lilford's wall lizard)
Lineage: Eukaryota; Metazoa; Chordata; Lepidosauria; Squamata; Lacertidae
Source: the annotation of a GenBank genome assembly